Molecule: messenger RNA, 1118 nt
Organism: Paramecium tetraurelia
Lineage: Eukaryota; Ciliophora; Oligohymenophorea; Peniculida; Parameciidae
Exons: 7
Molecular function (GO): protein binding
Source: RefSeq, a predicted model, not a curated record
GUAAGUCGGAACGAGGCUGUCCAGCUGAUACCUCCCAGUUGUACAGUCGCCUGAUGACAGAAUUGAUACAAGUGAACAAUCAAUUAAAGAAAUAAUUCAAAGAUGUCAAUAUACAAUUAUAGAACUAUUUUGAAUAGAUUUAAAAAAAGUUGGAUCAAGACAUUAAAAUAUUAGAAAAUAUGACUCAUCAGCUUUAAAACAAAGAGUAUUUGGCUUUGAAGUCAUAAAUACAUAUCCUAAAACAGUUUUACUCAAAGGAAAAAGAAAGUUGCAAAUAAUAACAAAUAAUAGAAUUCAAUAAUAUUCUUAAUACAUUAAAAAAGAUGUUAACCGACUAAAUUAGAGUGGAAGAAUAAAUAGAUUCCUCUUAUCAAAAUGAUAUUAAAGUGGAACAAAUUAAUUAAUUGAAAUAAGAAGAUAAAAACUAGUUGAAUUUUGAAGAGGCUAAAAGAUUAUUAAUCGAAGGAGUGGCUUUAAGAAAAUUAAAUAAGUAUUAGGAAGCAAUUGAGUGUUACGACAAAGCUAUUUCCAUUAAUCCUAAUUAUGAUGAUGCAUGGUAUAAUAAGGGCUUAGCAUUAUAUAAUCUAAAUAAGUAUUAGGAAGCAAUUGAGUGUUACGACAAAGCUAUUUCCAUUAAUCCUAAAUAUGAUGCUGCAUGGAAUAAUAAGGGCAAUUCAUUAUAUGACCUAAAGAAGUAUCAGGAAGCAAUUGAGUGUUACGACAAAGCUAUUUCCAUUAAUCCUAAAUAUGAUGCUGCAUGGAAUAAUAAGGGCUUAGCAUUAUAUGACCUAAAGAAGUAUCAGGAAGCAAUUGAGUGUUACGACAAAGCUAUUUCCAUUAAUCCUAAUAAUGAUAAUGCAUUGAGUAAUAAAGGCUUGUCAUUACAUAGUUUAAAGAAAUAUCAGGAUGCUAUUACAUGCUAUGAUUAAGCUCUGUCUAUUUGCAUUAAUCCUGUUCGACUAAGAGAUAAAGGUAUAUCUUUUAAAUUUAAUUUCUAUUUAGCUGAUUCAUUAUUUGAGUUGCAAUUGAGAUAAGAAGCUAAGAGAUUUUAUUUGGAUGCAUUACGCCAAGGAUCAAAUGACAAGGAAUACAUAAACAGAUAACUUGCCAAAUUAUGA